UCUUUCCACCUAAGAAAAGCGCUCGCACCUAUACAUAACGAAUCGCAACUGACGAUGACUUCACGGAGAUAGUGCCGGUGUACCAGACACUGGUUUCGCCCCUGCACGGAAUCACGAAAGCAAGUCCACUACUUGUCGCCGACCCACCACGCGUUCCCCCACCCACUCCCACUCAUGGCGAACGCGGCGCGAGGGCACGCCGCCGCCGACGAUCCGUACCUGCAGGAGCUCAUCCGCGGCUCCGUGCCGGGUCCAUCGGCGCGCGCGCGCGUGGCGCCGCUCACGGACGACGAGAUCGGUCGGUUCUACUGCGGCAUCUGCAUGGAGACGAAGCUGGUGCUCGACCGGUUCCGCGCCGCCGCCGGUUGCGCGCACGAGUUCUGCGUCGGCUGCCUCGUCGGUUACAUCGAGGGCCGCGUCGCGGAGGGCGCGGUGCCCGUGCCCUGCCCGGCGCUCGGGUGCCGCGACGGCGUCAUGCACCCGGAGGCGUGCAAAAAGCUGCUCUACAUCGACGUCUUCGACGCCUGGUGCGUCGCGCUCUGCGAGCGCGCCGUCGGGCCCGGCCGCGCGCGAUGCCCCUACCGGUGCUGCGGCGAGCUGGUGGUGCUCGAGGACGGCGGCGGGGCGGGCCAGGGCGAGGCGUCCAAUGUGGAGUGCCCCACCUGCAAGCGCGAGUUCUGCCUGCAGUGCGAGGAGCCGUGGGACGAUCGCCACGGCGGCGGCGGCGGCGGCGGCGGCCAAGGGUGCGUGCUAGCCCGGCUCGCCCAGGGUCGUAACUGGAGGCGCUGCCCGAGCUGCCGCGCCAUGAUCGACAAGAUUGACGGGUGCAAGCGCAUGGUUUGCAGGUGUGGCACUGUCUUCUGCUACGACUGCGGCUCGCCUUUUCCAGUGGGAGUUUGCCCAUGCAUUCCACCGCAAGAGGAUGCUGACCGCCCUUUCACUCAGCUUAACGCAAGAUUUGAAUGCAAACCAAGCGUUUUCAUCAAUGAAUGUUGAAUCGAUCAAGUUAGUUAUCCAUUUGUAUGUAAUAGCUCUUGUUGGAGAUUAUUAGAUUAUGUAUAGUAUGCAUUUGCAGCAAUGGAUGUCUGAAGCAGAGGUUUCAGAAGAGAGCUUGUCUGUGACAUCUUUUGUGAAUUGCCUUGAGUGUCAAUGCCACCUUGACUUUUUCGUAUGAACAUCUUGCCUCUCUC
This is a messenger RNA of Phragmites australis (common reed), 1190 nucleotides long. RefSeq names its product E3 ubiquitin-protein ligase RSL1-like. The transcript has 2 exons. Bases 175 to 996 code for a protein of 273 amino acids. Gene Ontology annotation, cellular component: cytoplasm; ubiquitin ligase complex. Gene Ontology annotation, biological process: ubiquitin-dependent protein catabolic process; protein polyubiquitination; positive regulation of proteasomal ubiquitin-dependent protein catabolic process. Gene Ontology annotation, molecular function: ubiquitin conjugating enzyme binding; zinc ion binding; ubiquitin protein ligase activity. NCBI's taxonomy places the organism in Eukaryota, Viridiplantae, Streptophyta, Magnoliopsida, Poales, Poaceae. The record is from RefSeq and is a predicted model, not a curated record.